AUGCCUGAAGUCUAUGCAGCCCCCCCAGAUUUCGCUUUCCCGCGUAACUUCAAGGGAUAUGGGGAGAAGGGUCUGGAGGGCUUGAAAUGGCCGAACAAUGCGAAGAUUGCCGUGUCAUUCGUCAUUAACUAUGAGGAGGGCGGUGAACGGUCGGUCAUGAAAGGUGAUGGAGUUUCGGAAAUCAGUCUUCGCGAGUAUCCCGCUCAACACAAGAUCAAUGAGCGAGACUACAGCGGAGAAUCUGAAUUUGAGUACGGGUCUCGUCGCGGCUGGUGGCGACUCUUCAAGCUCUUCAACGAUUACAAGAUGAAGUUUACUCUGUACGCUGUGGGCUCAGCAGUUGAAGAACAGCCGGAAGUGGUAUCUCGUUGCGUCGAAGAAGGACAUGAUGUCGCCAGUCACGCGUAUAGAUGGAUAGACCAUGGUAAUCUCGGUGUUGAGGCUGAGAAACAGCAUAUCCGAGACGGUAUCACGGCGCUUAAGAAGCUCACUGGCUACGCCCCGAAAGGUUGGUACUAUGGACGACCAUCACCACAAAGCAGAGCUCUCAUUCCCCUCGUUUACGAGGAGAUGGGCGAGGAGCUUCUCUGGGCUAGCGACACAUACGCCGAUGAUGUCCCGUACUGGACAGAUCUGCCACAAGAGCGCAGCUCCGAAAACCCCAAAGGCUGCCUCAUGGUACCAUACAGCUACGACUGUAACGACUUCAAGUUCCACACUCAAGGAACUGGCUUCCGCAGUCCCGGUGGCUUCUACGAGCAUAUCAAGAAUGCUUUCGACGUUUUGUACGAGGAAGGCGAGGAUGGAUCUCCAAAAAUGAUGACCAUUGGGCUGCAUUGCCGUAUCAUUGGUCGCCCAGGGCGUUUCAAGGCUUUGCAGGACUUUGUAAAGUACAUCUCCUCCAAGGAAGGCGUAUGGGUUGCCACACGGACUGAAAUCGCUGAAGCAUUUAGAGAACAAUUCCCAUACAAAAAGGGACAGCUAGCAUAG
Molecule: messenger RNA, 990 nt
Organism: Boeremia exigua
Lineage: Eukaryota; Fungi; Ascomycota; Dothideomycetes; Pleosporales; Didymellaceae
Product: chitin deacetylase 1
Exons: 2
Coding region: 1-990 (329 amino acids)
Biological process (GO): carbohydrate metabolic process
Molecular function (GO): hydrolase activity, acting on carbon-nitrogen (but not peptide) bonds
Source: RefSeq, a predicted model, not a curated record